This is a messenger RNA of Gossypium arboreum, 2124 nucleotides long. RefSeq names its product 9-cis-epoxycarotenoid dioxygenase NCED2, chloroplastic-like. Gene Ontology annotation, cellular component: chloroplast stroma. Gene Ontology annotation, molecular function: carotenoid dioxygenase activity. The record is from RefSeq and is a predicted model, not a curated record. The transcript has a single exon. Bases 100 to 1920 code for a protein of 606 amino acids. Gene Ontology annotation, biological process: carotene catabolic process. Lineage: Eukaryota; Viridiplantae; Streptophyta; Magnoliopsida; Malvales; Malvaceae.
AGUACCCUUUCUAUCUUCUACUUUUUUCUCCCUAUGUGCCUUUCAAUUCCUCAGCGAAAGACAAUCUCAGUUACCACUAUUAAAACACUCUAACAAUCAAUGGCUUCUUCAACAGGUAUUUGGGCUAAACCCCACAUGAUUUCUCACCCUCUUUCAUCUUCUUCUUCAAUGGUAGAUUUGGGUUUUUCUCCAACAUCCAUUUCAUUGAAGAAAUGUCAGUCUAAAAAGACUUGUCUUAGAAAAAACAAAGAUACCAACAUUAUUCACUCUGCUUUGAACUCUCCUUCGGUUAUCCAUUUCCCUAACCAACCCUACCAAAAUUCUAGUGAUGAUGUAAAAACCAAAACCCGGCAACAUCGGCAACAGCCUAAGUGGAACCUCCUACAAAGAGCUGCAGCCAUGGCGCUUGACAUGGCAGAAAACUCAUUGCUUUCACGCGAACUUCAACACCCACUUCCUAAAACAGCUGACCCACGUGUGCAAAUUGCUGGGAAUUUUGCUCCUGUCCCUGAACAGCCUGUUAAGCAUUCUCUUCCCGUUACCGGAGCUAUCCCUUCUUGUAUCAACGGUGUUUAUCUCCGGAACGGUGCUAACCCUUUAUUCGAACCAGUUGCAGGGCACCACUUCUUUGAUGGUGACGGCAUGGUUCAUGCUGUUUCUAUUGAUAAUGGCGACGCUAGUUACGCCUGUCGUUUCACCGAAACGCAAAGGCUUUUACAAGAGAAGGAAUUGGGCCGCCCUGUUUUCCCUAAAGCUAUCGGCGAACUCCAUGGUCAUUCAGGGAUUGCUAGGCUUUUGCUUUUCUACGCGAGGGGACUUUGCGGCCUCGUUGAUCACAAGCAAGGCACCGGCGUAGCCAAUGCCGGUUUGGUCUAUUUCAACGACCGGCUAUUAGCUAUGUCCGAAGAUGACAUCCCUUACCACGUACGGAUCACACCCUCAGGUGAUUUAGAAACAGUUGGAAGAUACGAUUUCGAUGAUCAACUUAAAUCAACAAUGAUUGCUCAUCCCAAAAUCGACCCUGUUUCAAAAGAACUCUUUGCUUUGAGUUACGAUGUUGUCCAAAAGCCUUACUUGAAGUAUUUCAAGUUCUCACCGGACGGUAAAAAAUCACCCGACGUCGAAAUUCCCUUGCCCGUACCGACCAUGAUGCAUGACUUUGCUAUCACCGAGAAUUUCGUGGUGAUCCCUGAUCAGCAAGUUGUUUUCAAGCUACAAGAAAUGAUCACCGGCGGAUCUCCAGUAAUUUAUGACAAGAACAAGAAGUCCCGGUUUGGGAUUCUUUCGAAAAAUGCGAGUGAUUCCAAGGAUAUCAUAUGGGUUGAAUCGCCGGAAACUUUCUGUUUUCAUCUCUGGAACGCUUGGGAAGAGCCGGAAUCCGACGAAGUUGUGGUGAUCGGUUCUUGCAUGACGCCACCCGAUUCCAUCUUCAAUGAAUGUGACGAGAGCUUAAAGAGUGUACUGUCCGAAAUCAGGCUGAAUUUAAAAACCGGUGAGUCUACUCGUCGCCCCAUAAUCUCGGAAUCAGAGCAAGUAAACUUAGAAGCCGGGAUGGUGAACCGGAACCACCUUGGGCAAAAGACACGGUACGCUUACCUUGCAAUUGCUGAACCGUGGCCAAAAGUGUCGGGGUUUGCCAAAGUUGAUCUUUUCACCGGUGAGGUUAAAAAACACAUUUACGGCGAUAAAAGAUACGGUGGCGAACCAUUCUUCUUGCCACGAAACGACGAUCCCGAAUCCGCUGAAGACGACGGCUAUAUUCUUUGCUUCGUUCACGACGAGAAGACAUGGAAAUCAGAGCUUCAAAUCGUGAAUGCCAUGAAUUUACAACUCGAAGCUUCAAUCAAAUUACCGUCCAGGGUGCCAUACGGCUUUCAUGGAACGUUUAUCGACGCUAAGUCCUUAGUAAAUCAAGCUUAAUUAGACGUAAAUUAGGUUUUUAAAAAAAAGAUUUACCGUACAGAAUUUUUUCUUUUUCACAAGGAACCAGCUUGUAGCUUUUAUUUUAGCAUUGUAGGUAUAGAAUUUUAGCUCAGCUGGAUUCUUCUUCGUCUUCUUACUUUGAUUUCAUUUUUUAACAGUUUAUAUUCCUUGUAGAUAAUAAAUAUAUUUUAUUUUCCUUCA